AUGCACUCCCAUCCUUGGACUCAUCCUGCACCGAUCCGCCACCAAGUCUCCCCUUCAAACUACGAUGAGCUCUGCACCGUCGCCGCUGCAAUCAAGGAUGAAUGCGACAAACGCAGACUAGGCAUCAUGAUGCUGCAGCCUUUUGCAAACUUCGAGGGCUGGCCCGAGGCUUCCAAUGAACGCAAAGAUGCGCUUGAACGAGCAGCAGGUUGGAUUCGUAUAAUGCAAGCCUGUGGGACGGAUAUGCUGCAGGUUGGAAGUACAGACUCCCCGUUGGAAAAACUGGAUAAAAACAAGGUGGUAGAGGAUUUGAGAGGAUUGUGUGACAUGCUCAAAGAGCAUGGAUUCAGGUUGGCUUACGAGAACUGGUGCUGGUCAACUCACGCGCCCAACUGGCGCGACGUCUGGACCAUCGUACAAGCCGUCGACCGCCCCAACAUCGGCCUCUGCCUCGACACCUUCCAGACCGCCGGCGGCGAAUGGGCAGACCCGCGCACUGCGUCUGGUCUCAUCGAAGCCGUCUCCAAAUCCGAACUGGAUUCCCGCUUCCAAAAAUCCCUCGACGAGCUCAGCGCCACCAUUCCAAAAGACAAAGUCUACCUCCUUCAAAUCAGCGACGCCUAUAAAGUGCCCCAACCUCUCAAAGACGAACGUGACGAGUCGGGCCUCUUGCCGCGAGCCCGCUGGAGCCAUGAUUUCAGACCACUGCCGUAUAAUGGCGGAUAUCUGCCUGUCGUGGAUGUAGCGACUGCCGUGUUGAAGACGGGGUUUAGAAGCUGGUUUAGCUACGAGGUCUUUGAUGGCGGAUCGGAUGGGAAGCAGAAGCAUGUGGAUAUAUUGGCAUAUGCGGUCGCGGCCAGAAAUGUGCAUGCGAGAUUGUUGAGGGAGUGUGCGGGGUUAACGCUGGAUGAGAGGGCUGCUAAUAGGUGA
Messenger RNA from Plenodomus lingam JN3, 930 nucleotides. RefSeq lists its product as uncharacterized. Lineage: Eukaryota; Fungi; Ascomycota; Dothideomycetes; Pleosporales; Leptosphaeriaceae. The record is from RefSeq and is a predicted model, not a curated record.